AUGGCCGCCCAGACCAAACCUAAGGCUGUGUUCUUUGACUUCAUGGGCACUUGCCUGGACUGGCAUUCCAGCGCUGUUCAGUCCGCCCCCGCCUCUAUUCCAAAAGAUGAGGCGUCCAAACUCGCCCUGCAAUGGCGCCAGCAGUAUUUUGACGAAAACGAAGAGCGGAUUCGCCUAAAUCUCGCCCCCGAGGACAUCGACCAAACUCUCUCCCGGGCGAUGGACAAGGUCUUGGCGCAAAAGUUCCCGCAUUUACAAUCUCAUCUGGGCCAAGCGGAGAAAAGCCAUAUGAUUGUGAAAUGGCAUUCCCAGUUCGCAUGGCCCGAGGUGCCCCAGGCGAUCCAAUCAAUCAGAGAGGAUCUGGGGCUUGAGGUGUUCGUUCACGCCAAUGGAACUACGCGUCUCCAGUUGGACCUGAUACGCUCGUCCGGGCUGAAGUUCAAUAUGCUAUUCUCAAGUCAAUUACUCGGGCUCUACAAACCGAGCUUAGACGCAUAUCGUAAAGCACUGGAGUUCAUCCAGAGAAAGCCCGAAGAGGUAGUGAUGGUGGCUGCGCACGCAUAUGACCUACGGGGCGCAAAACAAGUUGGGAUGAAGACCAUUUACAUCCACCGCUGGACGGACGAUAUCAAUGAAGACAUGGAUAAGGUACGGGGUGAGUUUGAUGUUUUCUUGGAGAAUAUGGAAGAUCUACCCCGGGUUAUUGCGAAUCUGUAG
Molecule: messenger RNA, 717 nt
Organism: Penicillium chermesinum
Lineage: Eukaryota; Fungi; Ascomycota; Eurotiomycetes; Eurotiales; Aspergillaceae
Product: haloacid dehalogenase
Exons: 1
Coding region: 1-717 (238 amino acids)
Source: RefSeq, a predicted model, not a curated record